GGGUAUUAAGUUCUCUCCAUCCUGUUGCCUGUCUCGAGAUUUCUCAUUAUAUACAGGAGGCAUCAUCUCUCUUCACUCCCUGAAGGAUUCAGUAAUACCAAGAGCAUGGAGGGCUUAUGGAAAGGCUGGGUACUGCUGAUAGCACUAUACCUGGCUUCAUACCAAGCUGCUGCAAGCCCUCUGCCUUGGCAGCAAGAAUGUGCAGAGGGUCCGGAAACAUGGUGUCAGGACUUCCCAACGGCACUGAAGUGCGGGACCUUAGAGCAUUGCCAACAAUUGAUGGGGCUUAACUUCCCCGUGAAAAGUCUCAGAUGUAGCCUGUGUAAACUCGUUGUAGUAAUGAUGGCAAAGGUUGUACAAGACAAUUCCACAGAUGAAAGAAUUGGAAAGUUUUUGGAGAAGGGAUGCCAGUAUCUCCCCUUCCAGGACUGGUCAAUCAAAUGCAAGAAGAUGGUGGACACUGGAGUUGUAAUUCUGGUACAGCUUGGAAAACAAGUGCAGGAUAGGCCUGAAAUAGCAUGUGGUGCUUUCAGGCUAUGCAGCCAUCGGGAAACCCCACAAGGAGCCCUGAAGUUCCAGACACCGUUGAAGUCUGAUGGAAAGCCUGAAAUGGCAGACUUCCCUGAAAUGUUGACUCCCUUUAUAGCUAAUGUGCCUCUUCUCCUGUACCCUCAAGAUGAGCCCCAGCCCAAACUACUGAAGGAAGAAAACACUUGCAGAGACUGCGUAAAGGUAGUUGCUGAUAUGCAGGAAGGUUUCAAGAGGAGCUCCUUCCUUGUCCAGUACUUUGCUGUUUAUGCCAAACAGCACUGUGAACGUCUGGGGUCUGACUUGGUUGAUGAGUGCAAGAAGUACGCCUUUGAAUACUCUCAUGCUUUUGUCCAAUUGCUAAUACACCUAUUGAACCAGUUACCUAGGGCAACUAUUUGUGGUGAAAUUCGCUUCUGUGACUCUGCAAAAUCUGAGCCUUUUCAUGCUUUGGCGCCAGCUCACCACCUUCAUGACUUGUAUACAGCAGCAGGGCCUGCAGAGAAAAUUUCAGAUGAAGAAAAUCUGCACUUUGUAUGUGGUGUGUGCAAGAAAAUGGUUGCAAUGGCAGAGGACAUGCUGGAGAACAAUGUCACAGAAGAUGGAAUAGUCCAUCAAAUGGUGAAAGUCUGCAAUCUGCUGCCCCAUGAAGUCUUACCCCAGUGCAAGGACUUUGUUGACUCCUAUGGAAAGGCUGUUGUCAUUAUGGUUCUGGGUGCAACUAAACCUGAAACUGUGUGCAGCAUGCUCAGAUUUUGCCCCAAAUAUACCUCUUUGAGUAGUGAGAGGGUAGGUCUGGAAGAACUACCAAAAGAGACAACAUUCAAUGAAGGUGAAUUCUGCCAUCUGUGUACAAUCCUCAUUACAUAUGUUGAUGACGAACUGGAGAAGAAUGAAACGCAGGCACAGAUUGGAUCUAUGCUUGCUAAAGGUUGCCAGUUACUGCCAGAAGCUUUAGUGUACACAUGUGAUCAGCUUGUGGUGCAGUAUGAGCCAGCUGCUCUCCGCCUCCUGAUACAGGUGCUGGAACCAUCAUUUGUGUGUACUAAAAUAGGUGUGUGUCCCGAAUCCAAACUUGUGGGCAUAGAAGCCUGUGUCCAUGGCCCAGCAUACUGGUGCAAGAACACAGAGACUGCAGCUGAGUGCCAGGCCACUGACUACUGCAAACGCCAUAUAUGGAACUAGAAGAAGCCCUUUCAGUGGAUGGACAUGGGCUGUGGUUUUAAUCAAUACAUUCUGGCAUUUGGCUGGGUGGGAAAUAAUGAGAUGUCUAUACCUUGGCAGACCCACAUCUUCCACCUUGUCGCGUGGUUGUCCAUCGGGUGUCUGCACUGCUCAAAGACGAAAAACUAUUCCCAUUGUUCACGAUGCUCUGAAUCAUUAUACAUUUAGUUUUGCUUUUAGAGCCACAGUGGGGAAGGGACAUGUUGUGAUGGAAAACAGGCUGGGAGUGUAUGGGAUUUAUAUGAAUAGCUGAGAAUGUCAUUAAAAUGUGUUUUAUUUUAAAAGGGAUAUAUUGCCUUAUGAGUAUUGAAUAACUAGAUAGUAAUAAUCAGAACAAAACAGGCUGCCUAAACUGGCAUUUUUCAAGUUUCCAAUGCUUUCUAUGCAUAACAGCUUGUAAUUUAAUGUUGAAUUUUCAAUAUGUCCUUGCUUAACCUGGGGGGUGGAAAUGUUUAGCACUUUACUGACUCGUAAAAGAGACACCAAGGCCGCAAACAAUGGACGUACAAUGGCUGUGCCCAGCUGCGGUAUUUGCUUUCCCCACAUGAUGAUGAUCUGGCCUUUUUAAAGUCUUUUCAAGGCACAUCUAUACUCUACAUUUAAACUGUUUUAGUCUGUCGUCACUUUGCAGCUGUGUGACUGCUGAACACAUGACCGCACUUGAGGUGGAAAGGUCACUGUAAGGAGACUUUUGUUCUCCAUGUUUGUGUGAUGUGGUCUGACACUCCCCCCUAUGGUAAGAGCACAAGUUUAGGAUAAAAGGAGCAGUCUCCAGCCAGUUGGUCACACUGUUAGUCCACUUAGCUCACUCGCUCCUGUCUAUUCUGGCAGCAGCUCUGCAAGGUCUCAAAACAAAUCUAUUUUCCCAGCCCUGUUAUUUGAGAUGCUUUAUCUGCAGAUGCUAGAUUAAGCCCAGGACAAAGUAUAUGCUGUGCUAAUGUACUCUAGCCUCUCUCUCUUGCAUGUUUACUCACAACUAAAGGGGAAAUCACCUUGUGUCACUCCACCUUAUGAAUGGGUGUCUAGACCUGCAGUUGCUGAAAAUUCUCUGUAACAGAUCUGUAGCCCCUGCCCACAACUAAAAUUCCCAUACCAGUUAAACUUACUAAAACUUCUGGUGUAGACAAAAACAAAUUCUAGAAACAAGAGCUGUCCAGAAAGGACUAUCUGAUUGUUCAAGUGAAGCAUGGACAGAUAUUGCAUACUUUGCUAUACUUUUGUUUGGAGAACUUCCUUGGUUUCAGUUCAUCCUUUCCUAUUCGGGACACACACACUGAACCUGUUCCAGCUGCAUGCAGCAACCCAAAAACGAUGUGCAUUGCCGUCUGCAUGAAAGGCGUACCUAUGGGUUCAGUAGGCACAGGCCAGUUGCAUUUUAUGCACGUCCAGAAGUUUGCUUACUCACACAUCUCCUUUGCUGGAUUAGAGUAGCUAGGUAGACUGGAUAUUAGAUUCAUUAGAACAGAAAUCCAUGGUUGUUACCUGUUGGAAUGGAUGGGUUCAGUGCUGAGCUGUGAACAAAGGAACAGCUGUUUUAACUGCAUUUUCUCUGUACUGCAGGAGAAGGGGAAAGUGUUCAGGACAACCAGCAUUAAGCAAUAGCAUCUUUAGGAUAACAUCUGUUAGUAUGUGUCUAAAUAUCAGUUCCAAAGACAUUGGCUUUUCAUACAGCUUGCAAUUAGAGACACAGAGUAUUAAUGGCUCCUGAUAGCCAUACAGAUGCCAGAAUUAUUGGUAAACACUGAAUGUAUGUUUCUGUAUGUUUUAAGAGUUGAGCAUAACAUAACAUUUUAACAGGUGCAGCUUUUCAGGUCACAGUGAUGCAGAGGUGAUUUUCUUUGCCAUCCACUAUGAUUAGGGUUGCCAGGUUCAUGGCCUGAGACUGAUCCCGUAUCUUUAGGAGAAGAGAAGGUCAGCCAAGUGCAGGUGUUCUUGCAACUCUGUAAUGGGAAAAACCACAAGGUGGAAUUCUCCCUCCCCCCUCCACAACUUUUAAAGAUACAGAGCCCUUGGAGGCUGGGCCUGGCAACCAGGAGGUCUUUUGUAUCUUUAAAAGUUGUUCAGGGGGAAGUGAGGAUUCCACCUUGUGGUUUUUCCCAUUACAGAGUUGCAAGAACACCUGCACUUGGCUGACUUUCUCUUCUCCUAAAGAUACAGGAUCAGUCUCAGGCCCUAAACCUGGCAACCCUAACUAUGAUACCUAUUAAAAGUAAUGAAGCCCUGUGUUUCAUAUUUAGUAUGUAGGACCCUGCUCAGUAUACAUAAUGAGAAACUAUACAGCUGCUCCUCAAAGACCAUUAUCACAAGCAUUUUGCCAAUGCUUCUGUAGUUAAGAAACAUUAAAGAAUUCUUAUAAAUUUCA
Rhineura floridana is the source of this 4114-nucleotide messenger RNA. Its product is annotated as prosaposin-like. Gene Ontology annotation, biological process: sphingolipid metabolic process. The coding region runs from base 106 to 1713 and encodes 535 amino acids. The transcript has 15 exons. The record is from RefSeq and is a predicted model, not a curated record. Lineage: Eukaryota; Metazoa; Chordata; Lepidosauria; Squamata; Rhineuridae. Gene Ontology annotation, cellular component: lysosome.